GGCCCUGGGAAUCGGGCGGGGACGGGAGUGGCCCUGGACUGCGCCUCCUGACUCAGCCGCACGCUCAGAUUUCGGGCUUUCCUUCCCGGGCGGGGAGCGCGUAACUUCCUCAUUCCCGCCUGGACCCCUUCUCCUGGCCAGCCGGGCCCGCCUUGAGCUCCGGUGGCUACGGUCCCCUUGCGACCCCCCGGGACCCCUUCCCCUGGCUUCUGCUCUGCCUCAGUUCGGGACCAUCCGGGCCUGGCUGGGUCUUCCUCGGCGCCCUAGUUAAGGGACGGGAGGCGGGGCUCAGGGAUCCUGAAUGAAGGAUUGCGGUAGGGGAUGGAGGAUGAUGGCGACCCCCGUGAGCCUGUUCCCCUCUGGGGACGACCUGGACUCCAGCCAGUUACAGAUGGAGCCCGAUGAAGUGGACACUCUGAGGGAGGGAGAGGACCCAGCUGACCGGAUGCACCCCUUUCUGGCCAUCUACCACCUCCAGCCUCUGAAAACGCACCCCUUGGUGUUUGCCGCUGGGGUCCCUGUCACAGCCCGGGUGGUGGGCACUGAAAGAUACACCAGUGGAUCCAAGGUAGGAACCUGCACUCUGUAUUCUGUCCAAUUGACUCAUGGCGACUUUACCUGGACAACCAAGAAGAAAUUCCGUCAUUUCCAGGAGCUGCAUCGAGACCUUCUGAGACACAAAGUCUUCAUGAGUCUGCUCCCUCUGGCUCGUUUUGCCAUUGCCCAUCCUCCAGCCCGAGAGGCAGCCAACAGAGAGAUGCCCUCUCUCCCCCGAGCAGGUCCUGAAGGCUCUGCCAGACAUGCAUCCAGCAAACAGAAAUACCUGGAGAAUUACCUCAACUGCCUCCUGACCAUGUCUUUCUACCGCAACUACCAUGCCAUGACGGAGUUCCUGGAAGUCAGUCAGCUGUCCUUUAUCCCGGACCUUGGAUGCAAAGGACUGGAGGGGGUGAUCCGGAAGCGCUCCGGUGGCCACCGUGUUCCUGGCCUCACCUGCUGUGGCCGGGACCAAGUUUGUUACCGCUGGUCCAAGAGGUGGCUGGUGGUGAAGGACUCCUUCCUGCUGUACAUGUGCCUCGAGACCGGCACCAUCUCAUUUGUUCAGCUCUUCGACCCUGGCUUCGAGGUGCAGGUGGGGAAAAGGAGCACAGAGGUACGGUACGGGGUCCGGAUCGACACCUCCCACAGGUCCCUGAUUCUCAAGUGCAGCAGCUACCGGCAGGCGCGGUGGUGGGCCCAGGAGAUCACUGAGCUGGCCCAGGGCCCGGGCAGAGACUUCCUACAGCUGCACCGGCAUGACAGCUAUGCUCCUCCUCGGCCUGGGACUUUGGCCCGGUGGUUUGUGAAUGGGGCAGGUUACUUUGCUGCUGUGGCAGAUGCCAUUCUUCGAGCUCGAGAGGAGAUUUUCAUCACAGACUGGUGGUUGAGUCCUGAGAUGUACCUGAAGCGUCCGGCCCAUUCAGAUGACUGGAGACUGGACAUUAUGCUCAAGAAGAAGGCGGAGGAGGGUGUCCGUGUGUCCGUACUGCUGUUUAAGGAAGUGGAGUUGGCCUUGGGCAUCAACAGUGGCUAUAGCAAGAGGGUUCUGAUGCUGCUGCACCCCAACGUAAAGGUGAUGCGCCACCCAGACCAGGUGACGCUGUGGGCCCAUCAUGAGAAGCUCCUGGUAGUGGACCAAGUAGUGGCCUUCUUGGGGGGGCUGGACCUUGCCUAUGGCCGCUGGGAUGACCUGCACUACCGACUGACUGACCUUGGGGCCUCCUCUGGAUCAGCUGCCCCACAGCCUCCCACCCCGUGCUCAGACUCUUCAGACACCCCAGACCUCUCUCACAACCAACUCUUCUGGCUGGGCAAGGACUACAGCAAUCUUAUCACUAAGGACUGGGUGCAACUGGACCGGCCUUUUGAGGAUUUCAUUGACAGGGAGACCACACCCCGCAUGCCAUGGCGGGACGUUGGGGUGGUCAUCCACGGCCCACCCGCCCGGGACCUUGCCCGACACUUCAUCCAGCGCUGGAACUUCACCAAGACUACCAAGGCCAAGUACAAGACACCCAUGUACCCCUACCUGCUGCCCAAGUCCACCAGCACUGCAAACCAGUUCCCCUUCAUGCUCCCGGGGAUGCAGUGCGCCACUGUGCAGGUCUUGCGGUCAGUGGACCGCUGGUCAGCGGGGACUUUGGAGAACUCCAUCCUCAAUGCCUACCUGCACACCAUCAGGGAGAGCCAGCACUUCCUCUACAUUGAGAAUCAGUUCUUCAUUAGCUGCUCAGAUGGGCGGACGGUUCUGAACAAAGUGGGCGAUGAGAUUGUGGACAGAAUCCUGAAGGCCCACAAACAGGGGCAGUGCUUCCGGGUCUACGUGCUUUUGCCCCUGCUCCCCGGGUUUGAGGGUGACAUCUCCACAGGUGGUGGUAACUCCAUCCAGGCCAUUCUGCACUUCACUUACAGGACUCUGUGUCGUGGGGAAUAUUCAAUCCUACAUCGCCUCAAAGCAGCCAUGGGGACAGCAUGGCGGGACUAUAUAUCCAUCUGUGGGCUUCGUACACACGGAGAGCUGUGCGGGCACCCAGUCUCAGAGCUCAUCUAUAUCCACAGCAAGAUGCUCAUUGCGGAUGACCGGACAGUCAUCAUUGGUUCCGCAAACAUCAAUGACCGGAGCUUGCUAGGGAAGCGGGACAGUGAGCUGGCCGUGCUGAUCGAGGACACAGAGAUGGAGCCAUCCCUCAUGGACGGCGUGGAGUAUCAGGCGGGCAGGUUUGCCCUGAGUUUGCGGAAGCAUUGCUUCAGUGUGAUUCUUGGGGCAGCUGCCCGGCCAGACCUGGAUCUCCGAGACCCUAUCUGUGAUGUCUUCUUCCAGUUGUGGCAAGACACAGCGGAGAGCAAUGCCAAUAUCUAUGAGCAGAUCUUCCGCUGCCUGCCGUCCAACGCCACACGUUCCCUGCGGGCACUCCGGGAGUAUGUGGCCGUGGAGCCUCUAGCCACAGUCUGCCCUCCUUUGGCCCUGUCUGAGCUCACCCAGGUCCAGGGACACCUGGUCCACUUCCCUCUCAAGUUCCUGGAGGAUGAGUCUUUGCUGCCCCCUCUGGGUAGCAAGGAGGGUGUGAUGCCCCUAGAAGUGUGGACGUAGCUGUGGCUCCACCCAGGAGAGAUCACCAGACACUGGGCUCCACUGGAUUUGGCUCCCUGCCUCCUAACUCUGAGGACUGAGGGCAGUGCCCUUUGAGACCUGUGGGAGCAAGCAUCCCUGGAGGGGAUGAGAGAAGUCACAGAGGAUCCUGUCUUGAGAAGCAGCCAGAGAAGACACUCCCAACCCUGGGCCGGGGAGGCGGGAGAGGGCCUCAGAGAAGUUCAUCCUCCCCGCCGCCCAGUUCAAACCACUGCCUCCGGGGAGAAGCGUAACUCCUGCCAGGACGCCUGGGACAAGCCUCUUACUCCAGGAGGAGCAGGCUCUGCCCUGGGUCUUUCCAUCUCUCCCUUCUUCCUGCUGCCCUGGAACCCCCUCCCUGCCCCAGGGUCUCUCCCAGCCCAUUGCUGCCAAGGUGGAGGGAAGGAUGAAGCCACUCCUGGCUUCAGCCCCCACCGUGGGGAGGGGUUGUUGUGGGGGGUACACACUAACUCCCUCCACCAGCCUGCUGACAGACACUAACUUUGUAUCAGUUCAAUAAGCAUUUCGUAAAUAAAAGCAUAGAAAAGGUC
Equus quagga is the source of this 3699-nucleotide messenger RNA. RefSeq names its product phospholipase D2 (gene PLD2). The coding region runs from base 302 to 3130 and encodes 942 amino acids. Lineage: Eukaryota; Metazoa; Chordata; Mammalia; Perissodactyla; Equidae. The record is from RefSeq and is a predicted model, not a curated record. Gene Ontology annotation, biological process: phosphatidic acid biosynthetic process; cell motility; intracellular signal transduction. The transcript has 25 exons. Gene Ontology annotation, molecular function: phosphatidylinositol binding; D-type glycerophospholipase activity.